CCGCCCCGUAGAAAUCGACGCGGCCCCGGGGCCGCUCGCUUCCUGUUUGUCCGACGAGGCGACAUGGCGGCGGCGCCGGCGGUGGCUGGGGCUGGGGCCGGCCGAGGGAGACGGUCGGCGGCAACCGUGGCGGCGUGGGGUGGAUGGGGAGGCCGGCCGCGGCCCGGAAACAUCCUCCUGCAGCUGCGGCAGGGCCAGCUGACCGGCCGGGGCCUGGUGCGGGCGGUGCAGUUCACUGAGACUUUUUUGACUGAGAGGGACAAACAGUCCAAAUGGAGUGGAAUUCCUCAGUUGCUCCUUAAGCUGUAUGCCACCAGCCACCUCCACAGUGACUUCAUUGAGUGCCAAAACAUCCUCAAGGAAAUUUCUCCUCUUCUGUCCAUGGAGGCCAUGGCAUUUGUGACUGAAGAUAGGAAACUUACUCAAGAAACCACUUACCCAAAUACAUAUAUUUUCGACUUAUUUGGAGGUGUUGAUCUUCUUGUAGAAAUUCUUAUGAGGCCUACAAUUUCUAUCCGGGGACAGAAAUUAAAAAUAAGUGAUGAAAUGUCCAAGGAUUGUUUGAGCAUCCUGUAUAACACCUGUGUUUGUACUGAAGGAGUUACAAAGCGUUUGGCAGAAAAGAAUGAUUUCGUGAUCUUCCUGUUUACACUGAUGACAAGUAAAAAAACAUUUUUACAAACAGCAACUCUCAUUGAAGAUAUUUUGGGUGUUAAAAAGGAAAUGAUUCGACUAGAUGAAGUUCCUAAUCUGAGUUCCUUAGUAUCCAAUUUCGAUCAACAACAGCUUGCUAAUUUCUGCCGGAUUCUGGCUGUCACCAUUUCAGAGAUGGAUACAGGGAACGAUGACAAGCAUACUCUUCUUGCCAAAAAUGCUCAACAGAAGAAGAGCUUGAGCUUGGGGCCUUCCGCAGCAGAAAUCAACCAAGCGGCCCUUCUCAGCAUUCCUGGCUUUGUCGAGCGACUUUGCAAACUGGCCACCCGAAAAGUGUCAGAGUCAACAGGCACAGCUAGCUUCCUUCAGGAGUUGGAGGAGUGGUACACAUGGCUAGAUAAUGCUUUGGUGCUAGAUGCUCUGAUGCGAGUGGCCAAUGAGGAAUCGGAGCACAAUCAAGGUACUUUGGGAGAUCUCCUGAGUGCCUCCACUCUGUUCCCUCCUCCAGGAGCUUCUGAGGAGAAUGGGCUGCCGCACACUUCAGCCAGGACCCAACUGCCCCAGUCAAUGAAGAUCAUGCAUGAGAUCAUGUACAAAUUGGAAGUGCUCUAUGUCCUCUGUGUGCUGCUGAUGGGGCGUCAGCGAAACCAGGUCCACAGGAUGAUUGCAGAGUUCAAGCUGAUCCCCGGACUCAAUAAUCUGUUUGACAAGCUGAUUUGGAGGAAACACUCCGCAUCUGCCCUUGUUCUCCAUGGUCACAACCAGAACUGUGACUGUAGCCCAGACAUCACCUUGAAGAUCCAGUUUUUGAGGCUUCUCCAGAGUUUCAGUGACCAUCACGAAAACAAGUACCUGCUCCUCAACAACCAGGAGCUGAAUGAACUCAGUGCCAUCUCUCUCAAGGCCAACAUCCCUGAGGUGGAAGCCGUCCUCAACACUGACAGGAGUUUGGUGUGUGAUGGGAAAAGGGGCUUAUUAACUAGACUGCUGCAGGUCAUGAAGAAAGAGCCAGCAGAGUCAUCAUUCAGGUUUUGGCAAGCCCGGGCUGUGGAGAGUUUCCUCCGAGGGACCACCUCCUAUGCAGACCAGAUGUUCCUGCUGAAGCGAGGCCUUCUAGAGCACAUCCUAUACUGCAUCGUGGACAGCGAGUGCAAAUCAAGGGAUGUGCUCCAAAGCUACUUCGAUCUCCUGGGGGAGCUGAUGAAGUUCAAUGUUGAUGCGUUCAAAAGAUUCAAUAAAUACAUCAAUACUGAUGCCAAGUUCCAGGUGUUCCUGAAGCAGAUUAACAGUUCACUGGUGGAUUCCAACAUGCUGGUACGCUGCGUCACCCUGUCACUGGACCGAUUUGAAAACCAGGUGGACAUGAAAGUGGCAGAAGUUCUAUCUGAGUGCCGCCUGCUCGCCUACAUAUCCCAGGUGCCCACACAGAUGUCCUUCCUCUUCCGACUCAUCAACAUUAUCCACGUGCAGACACUGACUCAGGAGAAUGUCAGCUGCCUCAACACCAGCCUGGUGAUCCUCAUGCUGGCCCGGCGGAAAGAGCGGCUGCCCUUAUACCUGCGGCUACUGCAGCGGAUGGAGCACAGCAAGAAGUAUCCCGGCUUCCUGCUCAACAACUUCCACAACCUGCUGCGCUUCUGGCAACAGCAUUACCUACACAAGGACAAGGACAGCACCUGCCUGGAGAACAGCUCCUGUAUCAGCUUCUCAUACUGGAAGGAGACAGUGUCCAUCCUGUUGAACCCAGACCGCGAGUCACCCUCUGCCCUGGUCAGCUACAUUGAGGAGCCCUACAUGGACAUAGACAGAGACUUCACUGAGGAGUGACGUUGGGCCAGGCCUCGGGAGGCUGCUGGGCCAGGGCCAGCAUGGGUGAGCGUGGGUACCUGUACCACACGCCCUGCCUAUUUCCAUCCCUCCCCUGCCUCCCUGUUGAUAAUCUGCCUGCCCAGGUCUUCAGGGACAGGCUUAGUGGGAGGAGCAUCCUGGAGCCCUCAGCCCCUGAGUCUGAGGGCCCAGGUCACUGGGAAGUAUCAGUUCCCUGACGAUUCCCAUAAUGAGGACAGGGGCACCAUGCCCACUCUCCCCUCAAAAUUGUGAGGCCCAGGCCUGCUCAGAGAAAGGGGACUUAGGAAAAUAGCUCUGAGUUCCUGCCCUGUCUCCUGGUUGUCAUCCCAGGUGGGGAAGGGAUGUAGACCUCCUCCCUCCCUGCCGUGAGCCCAGCUUCCUUGGCCUCUGAGCCCCCAUAGAGGCUCCUAAACCCCAGGCAAGGGUUGGGGUACCGGAGAAUGCUGCCUUCCCCUAGACCUGCCCAUAUUUUCUCCCUCCUUGCCUCAUCUUCCUUUAGCUCCUCUGGUUCUGUUUGCUCACUGGCCACUGUGUUCAUCCCAGGAGGUUCCUUCAGAAGUAGGGGGGCUUUAUCUCUCCAUCCCUUAGGGCACAGAGUGCCCGUGCUGCCCUGGGCAUGGCAGCAUCUCCUGCCUGAGCCUAGACACAGGAGCCUAGCUGGGAGCUCACCUGUGGCCCCUCCUGUGUUGCCAAUUUAUUAACAGCAAAUAAACCAAUUAAAUGGAGACUAUUAAAGAACUUUAUUUUAAA
Perognathus longimembris pacificus (Pacific pocket mouse) is the source of this 3252-nucleotide messenger RNA. RefSeq names its product transient receptor potential cation channel subfamily C member 4 associated protein (gene Trpc4ap). NCBI's taxonomy places the organism in Eukaryota, Metazoa, Chordata, Mammalia, Rodentia, Heteromyidae. Gene Ontology annotation, molecular function: phosphatase binding. The record is from RefSeq and is a predicted model, not a curated record. Gene Ontology annotation, biological process: ubiquitin-dependent protein catabolic process. The coding region runs from base 64 to 2481 and encodes 805 amino acids. Gene Ontology annotation, cellular component: Cul4A-RING E3 ubiquitin ligase complex. The transcript is spliced from 19 exons.